AUGUUUCAGCGGUUUUUGAGCAUUUGCAUAGACGAGUUCCCGGAGACCCUCGAUUAUACGGGAAGGGACGAAAAUGGCAAUUCCACCACUACAGUCCUGCACAGACAGAUGAUGUACGUGCCCGAAGAUGACGACGACAGCAUUGACACACUCGGGUGCAUGAACUACACGUUGCACAAGGCCGACUGCGACCAGACACUGCACUCGUGCGUGCAGCUGGUGGACGAGCACCUGGGCGCCAAGUACCGCCGGGCGUCGCGCACCAUGUACGGCAACCGGCUGCCGUGGAAGGCGAACAAGCUCGCGGAGAUGAAAAGCGCCGGUUUGAUAUAUGUCUGUUACUGGGGCAACGACGUGCAAGGCGUGCGAGCGCUGGGCGCGUUUGUCUCCUUCAUGUACACGGAGGAGACGGGGCUCGUCGAGGGUGAUGCCGCGCACGAGGUGAGCGUGCCCGUGAUCUACCUCUACGAGGUGCACGUGGCCUGCGCGCACCGCGGGCGCGGGCUCGGCCGGCGGCUGCUGACAAACUCACUGUGCGAGGGCGUGGCCCGGCGCGUCCGGCGCAUGUGCGACGACUUUUUCGGCGUCGCACUCACCGUGUUUGGCGACAACACACGUGCGCGGCGGUUGUAUGAGUCGCUCGAGUUUCAGCGUGCACCCGGGUCACCCGUACCGAUAGCCGCACCUCCGCCCCGUGUGACGCGACGCGGCCAUGGGGCCCGGGCCCCUGUGGCGCGCGAUCCCCUCUAUUACGUAUAUUGCCUUCACCUGGCGUAA
Messenger RNA from Saccharomyces eubayanus, 777 nucleotides. RefSeq names its product N-terminal L-serine N(alpha)-acetyltransferase NatD (gene NAT4). The transcript has a single exon. The coding region runs from base 1 to 777 and encodes 258 amino acids. Gene Ontology annotation, cellular component: nucleus. Lineage: Eukaryota; Fungi; Ascomycota; Saccharomycetes; Saccharomycetales; Saccharomycetaceae. Gene Ontology annotation, molecular function: histone H2A acetyltransferase activity; protein N-terminal-serine acetyltransferase activity; histone H4 acetyltransferase activity. The record is from RefSeq and is a predicted model, not a curated record.